CACGAUCUCGACUGCCUCGUCUUUGUACAUUUGACUGCUUCCACAACAGCGAUAGGACUGGCUAUUGUGGGCUUCUCGCAGUGGUAGUAGCGCGAGACAGAAGUUCUCAUAGCGCAGGUCGCUCAAAGAAUCCGUGGAUUGCCUGCUCGAUCGCAGAUCCUCAGCGACUCUCGGCGCCUCUAAUCUGUCACCAGCCACACCCACCAACAUGGAGGCUUCCAGGUGAGUCGUGUUGCACCACCGUGGUGCUUCUCAGUCGCAUACAUGCGCACAGACAGCCCUAUGAGAAAUGUCAACACUCAUAUACAUCACCUAUAGCUCAUCCCUUCCACCUCCUCAAACCCCUUCCCACCCUUCUCUCCUUCCUGCCCUCUCCCCUUCAGCCACAGAACAGACGCCAGCUCCACUUCACACUCUCCCUAUGCACCUACAACAGCAGGGUCAACAACCUCAGAGCUCCUCAAGACCUGGUUCAGCUCAUCAACAGCCUUCACAGAACCAAGGUACUCCUACACCGAGCCAUGUCCAACUUCACCAACCUCACCAACCGAUGCAUCCUCAUCCCGUGCAAGCUUAUACUCAGGGUCAGCACCAGAUCCAGCAGCCGCCUAUGCACGAGCAGCAGAUGCAGAAUCAGGGUCAAGGUAUGAUGCGUCCUCCGUCUAGUGGUGCACAUGGACAACACGGAUCCAAUGGUGGCAUCAUGCAACCACAGCAGCAGCAGCAGCAACAGCAACAACUUCCACAUCAAGGUGUCAACGUCUUCGGUGUGGUUAUGGGUCAACCGGGUCAUGGAAUCGGUCCGGGUGGGAUGGCACCAGCUCCAGCGAAAGUAUAUGCGAGCGUCUAUUCGGGUAUCCCCGUAUUUGAAGCAAUGAUCCGUGGCAUUUCUGUGAUGAGGAGAACAUCUGAUUCGUGGGUCAAUGCGACUCAGAUUCUCAAAGUCGCCGGGAUACCCAAAUCUGCCCGUACCAAGAUUCUGGAAAAGGAGAUUCUGACUGGCAUGCACGAGAAGGUCCAGGGUGGAUAUGGCAAGUACCAAGGCACAUGGAUCCCCUUCCAACGAGGACAGGAACUCGCAGAGCAAUACGGCGUCACUGCCUAUCUCGCGCCGAUAUUCGACUUUAAGCCUUCCCCUUCUAAUCUCUCUGCCCUACCUAUGGCUACUGGUGAAACACCGGAUCGGGCUCAGAAAACUCCGGCGCCACACAUGCCUUACCAUCCUGGCGCGAUGCAAGGCCGAGUGGACUCGCCGUUCCAAGGUGGUCAAUACACCAAUGGCGAGGUUGUCAUGGGGAUACCACCUCAUCCAUCCGCCCUGGCGUACCCUACCAAUAUUUACUAUCAGACUCCCGGAGCAGCGUAUCCUGUUGACCGACGUAUAGGCGUUGAGAUGACACCAACGAGAAGUGCGGGCGGAUCUUUGGACCCUCCCGCGGAUAUCGCCAACAUGGGUUUACCUCCCGCGAACUCCAGCGUCUACAUUGAUCAAUACGGACAACCUCAUCCGACGUUUCACCUGCAGACCAUUCCGGAGAUGCCUCCACCAGCAAAGCGACAACGUUCCGACCCCAACGAUGUCAAGCCUGACGGACCGGUCGAGGACAAUGACGACGAGUCGGUGGACGAGGUCAACGAAGCUGCACUCCCAGCCUCGAUGAAGUUGUCCACCAAGCCGUUACGGCCAAAGCCUAACGCUGUCUCUGCCCGAACAAGAUCAAAGCUGUUAGCGCUGUUUUCAGCUGAUGAGCCUGUCAACAUCCGAUCCGUUCUUGGUGUCACGGACGAGACUGCCUCUGAAGUGGACAUCGACGUGGUCAUAGAUAAUCAGGGCCACACGGCCCUACAUUGGGCUUGCGCUCUUGCCCGCCUGAACAUCGUGGCUCAGCUCAUUGAACUCGGCGCUGAUAUUCAUCGGGGCAACUAUGCUGGCGAGACACCAUUGAUCCGCUCAGUCUUAACAACAAAUCACGCCGAAUCGGGAUCUUUCCAUCAACUGUUGACUUACCUCUCUGCGUCCGUCCGGACAUUGGACCACGCGCAUCGAACGGUUAUUCAUCAUGUAGCUUUGAUUGCCGGAGUUAAAGGUCGGGCCUCAUCAGCUAGGAGUUAUAUGGCUCAAGUCCUUGACUGGGUCGCCAAGGAAGCGACCAGUCCAAGUGCGAAUGGCAGUGUCGUCGGUUUGAAGAACCUUGUCGACGUGCAAGAUGUUCAUGGGGACACUGCGUUGAAUGUCGCAGCGCGAGUUGGUAACAAGGCGCUGGUGAAUCUGCUACUGGAUGCUGGAGCCGACAAAGCUAGGGCAAACAAAUUGGGAUUAAAGCCUCUCGACUUUGGUAUCGAGCAGGAGGCUUUAUGGAUCCCUCCAGCGGAGACUAUCAUUGCCAACCUGAAGUCUGAAGUGCCAAAACCUGAGCGGCAAUCAAGGGAUGUGCAGAAGAACAUCUCUGCCAUCUUUGAGACUAUCAACGAUACCUUUGCUGCCGAGAUGACUGCCAAACAGACUGCUCUGAACAAUACGGAGCAAUCAGUACGACUGGGCACGAAAGCUUUGGCCGACAAGCGAUUACAAGUGGUCAAUGCUCAAGCCGCCCUGGAAGAGCUUGAACGAAUGCGUCAAAAGAGUGAUAAUCUCCGCAAAGCUUUGACGUUGCCCGUCAUGCAAAAUAGUCAAGAUUGGACAGGUCGGGAAACGCUUUCAACAGAAAGAGAACCACCCAUGGCAUUUGCACCUCUUCCUCAGGGUGUUCCUCAACCCGUAGCUUCUGGGUCGAGUGAUCCGAUCCCUUUACCUAUGCACGGCGAGGCGGAUGCAGUGAUGCGAUUGAAGCGACUGAAUCUCUGGGAAGAUCGGAUGUGUGAAGUGUUGGAAGAUCGUAUCAAGUCUUUGGAAGGUGAAACGGCGGAUAAGGCGGUCAAGUACAGAAAGCUGGUCAGUCUCUGUACAAAGGUCCCCGUGGAAAAGGUUGAUGGGUCACUCGACGUCCUUAUCACUGCUAUUGAGUCCGACGGACAGAGUAUCGACUUGAGUCGCAUAGCGGGGUUCAUGAAUAGGCUACAGGGUCAAAGCGGAGGACUGUAGGUGGGAACGCGGGAGGGGAGAGAAGGAGGGGGGAAGGAGACUGUUGGUGUUCCUUGUAUCUUCCAUCCCAAUAUAUCAAAGGUAGCUUGCUGCUGGGUGCGCGAGUGUGUGGAUCGGCGAAUGAGGGUAA
Messenger RNA from Kockovaella imperatae, 3212 nucleotides. RefSeq lists its product as hypothetical. The record is from RefSeq and is a predicted model, not a curated record. Gene Ontology annotation, molecular function: transcription regulator activity; protein binding; DNA binding. Bases 290 to 3082 code for a protein of 930 amino acids. Gene Ontology annotation, cellular component: SBF transcription complex; MBF transcription complex. The transcript has 8 exons. NCBI's taxonomy places the organism in Eukaryota, Fungi, Basidiomycota, Tremellomycetes, Tremellales, Cuniculitremaceae.